Messenger RNA from Rhipicephalus microplus (southern cattle tick), 827 nucleotides. RefSeq lists its product as uncharacterized. The record is from RefSeq and is a predicted model, not a curated record. NCBI's taxonomy places the organism in Eukaryota, Metazoa, Arthropoda, Arachnida, Ixodida, Ixodidae. Gene Ontology annotation, molecular function: amine binding. Gene Ontology annotation, biological process: symbiont-mediated perturbation of host defenses.
UCAAAGAGAAAGCUUUUCAUGCCUACGCCACCUGUUAAGCCUCACAUACUGCCUCACGUGUAGUUAACAUGCAGCCGGCGACGUUGGUCCUGCUUCUAAGCAAAGUCCUGCUGAUCUUCUGUCAAGCGCAGUUCUAUCCUGAACUGAGAAGUGAUUUGCAACAGUUUCAGGACUCUAGCAAGUGUUUUCCCGACAUCGGAGAGUGGUACCAGAUAUAUCGAAAUUACUACUAUGAUCCGAACUAUGGCGGAACAGCGAAGUGCGUCAAAUAUACCCGAUACGGAGCGUACCAGAACUUCAGCACGCCGUCGAUGUUCACCUACGGCCAAGGUGAAGUUCAAUCAGUGAAGGGCGACCUAACGCUGACCUCGACGCCAUGUUACAUGAACAAAAACUAUCACACAUUCCAGCCCUAUAACAAGUCCGGCGACAUCGUUGAACAAAACUACCAAAUUAUUUAUGCGGACUGCAACAUCUGCUACAUACUUCGUCAUCCAUAUGCUGACAAUGGUUACGGUUGCACCUUGUGGCGACGAUUGUCGACAUUCCAACAGCCUGCCGACUGCUGCGACUUCAUCUACGCCGAGAACUGUGGUACGACGCCCAGGUACCAGAUAUACGAGCCAUCGUGUUCUCCGGGUCUGGGGUUGCCGGCAUCAUAGGAACACCUAUGACGACGGCUCUGACGCUUUUCACCACGCUUGUUAAUGGUUCGUUUCGGGCUAUAAGAUCCAUCUUGGCUUCUGUACCGUUUACUUGUUCAACGCCAACGCGGCGAAUGACGAAAUAAAAUGCCAUGUUCAUCGUGUCGAGGCACUUUAUUGCAA